Ostertagia ostertagi is the source of this 867-nucleotide messenger RNA. The record is from the annotation of a GenBank genome assembly. Lineage: Eukaryota; Metazoa; Nematoda; Chromadorea; Rhabditida; Trichostrongylidae.
AUGACGGCGCUACAGGCGGAUGGCAAGCAGAGGCUCUACAAUGUAAAAAACCUUUAUGGUUGGAGUGAAGCAAGAAUAACUCAAAAGGCACAUUAUGCUGCAAUGGGAAAACGAGGCAUUGUGGUAUCGCGAAAUCAUAAUACGAAAGGCGAAGCACCGCAAGAUCCCGCACUAUGGCCAAGUGUAACUGAGGCAACGAAGAAAGCUACGCUGUUCCGAUACAGAUACCUGCCCUAUUUGUUUAGACAUUGCGUGCUAAUAUUCUAUCCAAUUCAGAAUGCAAACUCCGUAGACGUCUAUCUACCAAAAGACGACUGGUAUUCGUUAUUUGAUUUCCAGUACGGAGAAGCAUGUGAAAGUGGUACUCGAAACUAUCCGGCUCCAUUAACGUCGUUGAUUCCAGUUUUUGUCCGAGGUGGCUCUAUUUUGCCGCGCCAAGCAGCCAACACAACUACUUCUGCAUCUCGAGAGAAUGCCUUUGAGCUUUUGAUUGCUCCAUUCACCUCCGGCAAAAAGAAAGGCAAGGCUGAGGGAGCUCUUUAUUGGGAUGACGGCGAAAGCGUGGUCGAGUCCUUCUCUACCCACAAUUACUACCACUGGACUUUCAAGUAUCACAUGAAUGAUAAAGGAGCACAAUUGGCGAUCAAAACGAAACGACAAGCAGUGAGUUGGGCUAUUAUUGUCCUGUUCCCUCCAUGCAUCGUUGGUACAGAUAUAGUAGUAGUGAAGCAGAUCCGUCGUGAUAGAAGCGCCAGCAAGAAGUCCUCUAUAUUCUCACUUUCAGAAAAAUCUGGCCGUUCCCACGCUCGAUAUAAUAGAGAUCUUCCACUACGAACACUUUCCAGACUUUACCAGCUUCGAGCAUGA